This is a messenger RNA of Rotaria socialis, 1248 nucleotides long. Lineage: Eukaryota; Metazoa; Rotifera; Eurotatoria; Philodinida; Philodinidae. The record is from the annotation of a GenBank genome assembly.
AUGCAACUGCUGAACCAUCAUAAACGACCCUGUGAUUCUAUUAGCUUUGGCUAUGCUAUUAUUAUCCUAACUAGUUUUGUUUUCAAAACAACAUAUGCUGAAUACGAUUGUUCAGCAAAAGAUGACGGCUGGUAUUAUGAUCCAGAAUUUUGCCAUAUGUAUUGGCGUUGCAUUCAUGGCUCAUCAGAAGAAUUUGAAUGCGCUAGUGGGACAGCUUGGGAUCAUCAUGAGAAUCGUUGUAAUUGGCUUGAUACUGUAGAUUGUUCACGUACUGAAAAGACAACAUCAAAAAUAAAGUCGAACGAUGACGACGAUGAACAAGACGAUGAUAAUGAAGAAAACGAUGAUGCACCUGUCAUCUCUGCUAGUAAAUCAAAACGAGCGAGAAAAGGAUCGAAAAAAUUGAAUGGUGGCACCGAUGAAGACAGCGAUCUCUUGUAUUUAACUGUUUGUCAAGCAAAUUCAUCAGCUGAAUUAUUUUGUUCUGGCCGUGAUGGAUUUUUUGCUGAUCCUGAUUAUUGCACGAGAUAUUAUCGAUGUGCGCAUGGCGUUGAUCAAGGAUUUGAAUGUCCAAAACGUACUGCAUGGGACGAAGAAACAAAAUCGUGCGCAUGGAUUGAUCAGGUGAACUGUGAUCAAAAGAAAGUCGACUAUUCGACAAAUACAACAACAUCACAUAAAAAAUCCAACACAGACUCUGUACUAUCUGAACCAAGUGUAAGUGUAAUCAUCGCACCAACACACGGAAAAGAUAGUAGCGGUGGCGGCAUAUCAGCCAUUGAUUGUCAAUCAACUGGAACGUAUACUGUUGCUGAUCCAGCUGAAUGUAAUGCUUAUUUUCAAUGUGAUAAAGGUAUACGAACACGACUCAAUUGCCCAGAAAGACAAUUAUUUGAUGCUGAUAAACGUCUUUGUAUGGAAUAUGAACGAGUCUUUUGUGGAGCACGAGCUGCUAAUUUAGCUGAUAAAAAUCAAUGUAUCAGUAAACGUGAUGGUAUUCAUCCGGAUGUAGAACGUGACUGUCAUUAUUAUUAUCAAUGCGUAUCAAAAAAUAAGAUGCGCGAAGCUAAAUGUCCAGGUGACCAAAAAUUUAGUAGUUUUACAGGAAAAUGUGGUUCAGCAAGUAGUGCUCCGAUGCCAUGCGGUACUUAUAUUCCAGGAAGUGCAGCAAUGCAAUUUAAUCGAAAUAUUGGAUUCUUGAUCUCAGCUGUUGUAACAACGAUUCUCUUCAUUGGUUUUGAUUUAUAA